ACAAUCAUAAACAAACACGUGCUGCAGUAGAGGGGUCGGAGAGUGGAUGUCGUCGUGUGCUUGGCCAGCCUGCAGAUAUUAUUUGAUGGUUUCGUGUUUUUUGCACAAGUUUACGAAGCGACGGUGGUUUAUUUGUUAAGAAUGGAGCUUACGUGGAUCUCUCUUCAGUUGCUGAUUAUAUCAUCGCAUGUUUGGGGGCAAGAAAAUGAUGAUGGUGCUAAUGUUAAGAAGGAAAGCAGUGGAGAAAGUGACAUAGAGCUCAAACGGUUUCAGAAGCUUUUCCACCAAAAGAGACUUCAGCAGCAGGAAGCGACGCAGAGCAUUUUGGCCAGCUAUGACUACCAACAGCAGUUUAAAUUGAUUGAUAUGCUGUUUGAUAAAAUGCAACAGAUUUUAUCUGAGUCCCGAAACAAGCUGUCAGAGUCCGGUUUCAGCCCAGGAAUGUCCUUCCCAACAGAUGAGACAUCCAAAGAAGGUCUGUCACUACUUCUUGAAAACCUUGCCUUCUUUGGAGACAUAACUCUACGACUUCCCGACAUCACACACAGUCUGUACAGCAAGAAGAAACAGCUACGAGAAGUCCUCCGCUGGGCUGUGACUUAUACUGAGGAGACGGGAUUCUUUGACGACAUCCACAAGAAACUCAUGAAUUUAAUGUCUCAGGAAUUAAGGCUGAUCAAGAGAGAUUCUGAUUAUAUAAAUCCAUUCAAGAAAGAAGAGGUUCCACCUGAACUACCAACACCAAAGAAAAAGAAAGAAAAGAAACCAAGGAAGAAGGGCCCAAGAAUAUCUCGAACUGAACUCUAAUUAGGAACAAACUGAAGCCACAAGCCUUCAGAAAAAAAGGUGCAUUUAGGUGGUUCUUUUUUUUUUUUAGUUUCAGCUAAAAGACCUACUGAAAUCUGCUGCAAAACCCAAGGUCACAUAAUUUAAAUUUUGUAAACUCUUUUAACAUUAAUGAUGGCUCUGUACCUUCUUUUGUCUGUAGUGAGGGCGCUGUUUAUAAGUUUAUAACAGCUGUAUAUUGAGAGAGUUGUAGCAUUUGGACCAAAAAAGGCGUACAGCAACUAUGUGACCGGAGAAAUCCUGAUAAUUCAUGUCGCAACUCUCUUUACACACAGCUCGAGUUUAUAACCUCACAUGGGUUCACCACACUAGAUAAGCAUACCAUAGAAAUAUAGGUAUUUAAAAAUAUACCCAACAACUUGUUUAAAACUCUUCAAGCUACUUGAAAACGAAUCAAACUUGUUUUCAUACAGCUAAAGUUUGCUUUUCUUUUCAAAAUUUAGUAGGUUCGCUGUAGAAUGGCUCACCCAGAAUGAAAACACUCUUAAAAAGCAAACUGUCGAAACUCCAUUAUGAAAAAAACAACCUGACUUUUUUUUAAGCCCAAAUUGUUCCAGAUUGAAAGUCAACAAUGCCAGGACACAAUAUUGUAACAUCCUAGACCUUCAAAUAUUAUUUUAAUAACCCAAAAAAUUGUGGGAUUACAACUUUGCAUUUAGUUCAUGAGCGUGACACUUUUCUCUCUAUUUAGUGUGAUGCACACAUACUUAAGGUGUCUAGAAUGUACCUCAAGGAUGUAAUGUCCUUUUUUUAUACAUUAAAACAAAAAAUGGUGCAUAUUUUACAAAACCUUAUGUGGUUUUUAGAAAAGCAAAUAGGAAAUAGUGUGUAUAGACACAGAUCACUGAAAUCUGAACUGUUGCGAUUGCUCAACAUUUUUUGCAGUGUGGUUUUUACUUUUGUGAAGGAACAAACAACGGAGCUUUCUUCAUUACAGUACAAAGAAGACGAAGAAGACUACAUCCAGCUCAUGGGUAGCUGGUCUGGUAACGGAACCAAUCGCUAACUUUCAGCUGUGUGACACAUAAAAUAAUUAGCUGUUUAACUCAUUAUUCACUUUUGAAAAAUUGGACCGAAAUUGUUUAAUAGUUAAACAAACAAAAAAACGAGGAUUAAAAAGAGCAUCUAUUCCUCAACAAAUUAAACAAAAUAUAUUAAAUUUGUACGAAGAAUAUUUUACUUUGGAAAACAAUUUGUAAAACUGUUUCACUGAGGUACGUGAUAUCUUUCCUGCACGAGUACAAAAUAUGCCUGUGAUAUUUUUUCACAGGACUCGGGGGAAAGUACCGAGUAUACAGUGCUUACAUACAUCGGUGUAUGGUUAAAAACCAAAAUUAAUAUUAAAACUUUCGUUAAUCCACAUUUGCAGCUGCCACUUGAGAUUGACAGGAUAGAAAUAGGACACAUGUAUAGUCUUUUUUAUUGUGAUCUGAAAGCGCCAUUUUCGUGUUAUCAAUCCUACAGACCAAACCUGCAUGAGCCAUAAUAUACAUGUUAUCACAAGAAGGCAUUAUCACUCAAGCAAGGGAAUAAAAGGGUAGCAAUGAGUUCUUUAACGGACGUUUAAAGCCGGCAGGGUCGGCAACGACUCUGCGGAUGUUAUAGAACGAGUCACUACUCUUUUAUUCCCAUUCAUAAAUGCCCUUUUUUUUUAACUUACAAAAACACAAAUAUAGAC
Asterias rubens (European starfish) is the source of this 2524-nucleotide messenger RNA. Its product is annotated as coiled-coil domain-containing protein 134-like. The coding region runs from base 142 to 807 and encodes 221 amino acids. The transcript has 6 exons. The record is from RefSeq and is a predicted model, not a curated record. NCBI's taxonomy places the organism in Eukaryota, Metazoa, Echinodermata, Asteroidea, Forcipulatida, Asteriidae.